Mucor mucedo is the source of this 3036-nucleotide messenger RNA. RefSeq lists its product as uncharacterized. The record is from RefSeq and is a predicted model, not a curated record. Gene Ontology annotation, cellular component: plasma membrane. Bases 63 to 3020 code for a protein of 985 amino acids. The transcript has 10 exons. NCBI's taxonomy places the organism in Eukaryota, Fungi, Mucoromycota, Mucoromycetes, Mucorales, Mucoraceae. Gene Ontology annotation, molecular function: calcium-activated cation channel activity.
GAGAGAAUCUUCUUUUUCCUUAUAUUAUUUACGUAUUUUCACAUUCCAUUGCCAAACAAGUAAUGCCGAGUAACAAUUCUUCUGUUAUAUCGGGCUUUCCUUGUAUUGGUAUAUUUCGCUUCCUAUGUGAAGACGAAGAACCGUUACCAGGAUCUCCAGCUCAAAACGCCAAGUCACCCACUGGUUUCCAGACGCAACUCGUCUUAUGUACUACAGUUGGAACAUUAUGCUUCUUACUGUUCUGUGUUCUACGAGUGAGAUGGAGUGCUAUUUAUUCGCCAAGACUUCGAAUGUUAAAGCAUGCCCCGGAGCAGCUACCUGCCACCAUGUUUGGUUGGAUUAUACCCUUAUUAAAAACACCCAAUUCUGUAAUUUUAGACAAAGUUGGAUUAGAUGCUGUUGUGAUGCUGCAAUUUUUGUUGAUGAGUGUCAAGUUGUUUAGUUUCUGUGGAUUCUUUGGUACGGUAGUAUUAUACCCAAUCAGUAAAAUGGGCGGUGAUAUCGCAAACGGAACAUAUCCGGAGCCAGGCAACGGAACAAAUAACGGUACAGCCUACUCAUAUACUCAUCAUGAGCUAUUCUUUUUUGGAAAUAGUAAGCCAACCAACAGAGUUGGAAACAGCUUUACAUCGCACUCUGUGUCCUUUCUGUGGGUUUAUCUAUUCUUCACUUACUUGUUCGUGUUUGCAACUUUUUACUUUACUUUCUUGAAUUAUCGGGAUUAUGUCCGUAUCAGAAGAGAAUUUUUGUUGAGAAAGAGCAAGACUUUGUCCGCACGUACUUUGCUAAUCACAGGAAUACCCCCGUACCUUCGUUCUGACCGCAAAUUAGCGGAUUAUUUUGAGAAAUUAGGUAUUGGUGUAGUGGAGUCUGUUCAUACGAUUAGACAUGUGGGAAGAUUAUUAGAAUUUAUAAAAGAAAGAUCUCAACAUCUUCGGCAAUUGGAAACAGCCUACACAAACUUUUUAGGAAAUCCUUGUGAACUAAAAGGUUACGAUCCUGACGAUAUUUUAGCGGAAGAGGAUGAACGUGAAAGAACCUUGCAUGAAGUAGAUAAUACCAGCGCAUUACCAUCACACUUAAAGUCGAAAGAAAGACCAACAUUUCGACAGGGCUUAUUAUGCGGUCCCAAAAUAGACUCGAUUGAUUAUUAUACGGAGAAAUUUGACGAAAUUGACGAAUUGGUGGUAAAAGCACGUAAAGUAGGAAAAUUCUUACCGACCAGUGUUGGAUUUGUUACCUUUGAAGAAACAAUUAGUGCCUAUGUAGCUUCUCAAGUCUUGAUCGAUUCAACCCCAUUUAGAUUAAGAGCACAAUUAGCUCCUGAACCUAGAGAUGUAUUAUGGGAGAACAUAUCGAUGCACGGAAGAGAACGAGUCAUCAGAAAAGCUUUAAUCAUGUUAAUACUUCUAUUUUUGGUAUUCUCUUGGACAAUUCCUUGUAAUUAUCUUUCCGCUUUGACCUCUCCCAAAUCAUUGAAGGCUUAUUUUCCUUGGUUAUUGAAAUUGGCAGAGAAGAACAAGUUAUUGAACCAAAUUGUGGCAGGUUUUAUACCUACACUAGGUGUUGUUAUUUUCUUUUCUGUUUUGCCUAUAGUAUUUAAUAGUCUUAGUGUGAUUGAAGGCUUUACAACAAGAAGUGAAUCAGAAGAAUCUUGUUUUGCAAAGCAAUUUUUCUUUUUGUUCGCCAACGUUUUAUUAUUCAUUACGGUGGCAAGCACCUUGUUCAAAUCCAAGAGUGACAUUUUUGAGGAUCCAACAAAGAUUGCAAACAUCUUUGCUUCCAAGUUGCCGGAAGUAGCACCGUUUUAUAUUAAUUAUACUGUGCUCCAAGGCAUCAUGCUUUGCCCUAUACAAUUACUUCAAAUCGGGCCUAUUCUCGUCCAGCAAUUUUACAAAACAUUCUUAUGUAAGACACCUCGUGAUUAUGCCGAAGUCUUUGCACCUCGCAUGUAUAACUUUGGAUGGGGAUACCCAGUUCCAGUCUUUAUGUUUGUGGUCAUUCUGGUCUAUUCGACUAUAUCACCCUUAAUUUUGGUAUUUGGAGUUAUUUAUUUCGCAAUGAGUUAUCUAGUGUGUAAAUAUCAAUUAUUAUACGUUUAUUUCCAUUCAUAUGAAGUAGCGGGCAGAAUGUGGCCCUUGGUGUUUUCGCGCAUCAUUAUUGGAUUAGUGAUAUUCGAGUUGACAUCGGCAGGGUUAUUUACAUUGAACAAGUCCUAUCCUUUAGCUGCCCUUUGUGUUCCAUUGAUAUUCCUUACAGUGGCGUACAAGAUUGUGAUGGAUAAAGCGUAUCAAAGGAGUACGCAAUUUUUACCCCUGCAGCUAUUAUCCGAAAAACUUGGACCUAUGACAACCAUUGCUCAACCUCAAAAGAGAGAUAUGGGUACAAGUAAUAUCUCGGACGAAUCCUCUUCCAUUCACCCUCUAGCCACUGAAAGCACCAAAAAAAAUGGAGAGUCUAGCACAUCCAAACCAGCACUUUUAGCGCAUGUUUCAACAUCGCAGGUAGCCAGAUUGAAAAAUAGAAAGCGUCGCACUGUCUUGGAUGAAGAUGAUUAUGUUGCAGAUCCCAGAAAAUUCACGGAUUAUAGGGAACCACCAAUGACAUUAUUAGAAGGAAUUUUGAAUACUGGCAUGAAACAAUAUGGUCAUCCAGCCUUAUUAGGUGUCUUGCCACAGAUUUGGUUACCCGUUAAAGUUGGGUAUGAAGACAGAGGUAUUGUUAUGCCCAGGUCAGCCUUCUCGUCAUCAUCAUCCACUUCAUCCAAAAAGAACAAUGAUUUAGGAGAUGAGAAUCGACCCCUUUUGCAGACUAUUAUAACCAGUCGUACAAACAAUGAUCUUCCGAUCAGUAGCAGUAUACCUCUAUCUAGAAGUCUCGAAAGAGAAAUUGAAGAAGGAGGUCAGACUGAUGAAGAAGAAGAAGAAGAUAAUACCGGUACAUAUUAUCAUCACCCUGAAAGACGUCUUUCAAAGAAUUUAUUAAGCCGAUCCUAUGGAACCACUUCUCAAACUAAAUAAAAAAAAAAAAAAUUUC